AGAAAUGUUAUAAAAAAUGCGGAUUUUUGAGCGCUCUCACGGAAUAAAGAGUUUCGUAUCUAGUCAUCAUUGUUUUUGUGCUGGACAAUAACGAAUAGGAGGAAUAUUUACUUGUGUAGCCAACAAAUACGACGUGUGCACAAACGAACUUAUAACACGCUGAAUUGAAAAACAUGAACAACUUGUAGAGCCGUGAUAAACAAAGUAAACACAUCAAGCAGUGAUUUGAUAAAAUUUAUAUAGUUUAUACCGAGAGAUACGCCUGAAUUAGCAACACUUACACACCGAGUAAAUGAAUUCAAUUAAUUGAAGUGUUUUUUUUUUACAUAAUUUAACUACGUUUUACUGUGAAAUAAGCUAUUUAGCAAAUAAUUAAAUAAAGAUGACGUCGCCAGGAGAUUUGCGAAAACGGAAUUCGCAAACAGACUACAAGCUCGGACAGAAUGUCUAACUGAGUCGUAGUUGGCAGAAUGAUGUUUGAAUACCAGUUGUUGAGCACAAACGAUGAUAAGGCGGAUGGCGCUGUACCAAAUCGACGCAAGCCUGCAAGCUCCAAUGAUGGCUCAAAGAGUUUUCCCAGAGGACUCAAGCUUACAUUUCUUUGCCUUGUAUUGUCGGCUACGUUCCUGCUAUUGCUUUUUGGCGUCUAUACGGAUGCCACGAGUCCCUUCUUUGUACGCUUAGCAUCGCGUCUGGGUUAUACGCGUAACCAAUUUGCAGUUAUCAUCGAUGCUGGUUCGACUGGUAGUCGUGUGUUGGCUUAUAAAUUCGAUAGAAGUUUUAUUGACAAUAAGCUGGUCUUAUCGGAGGAACUCUUCAAAGAACGCAAACCCGGCCUAUCGUCUUUUGCCGAAAACCCCGCACAAGGUGCACAUUCCAUAAAACUGCUGCUUGAUGAAGCCAAGGCUUUCAUACCCAAAGAGAAAUGGUCAUCCACGCCACUCGUACUUAAAGCUACAGCUGGCCUGCGUUUAUUACCACAACACAAGGCGGAAAAUCUAUUGAAUGCCGUACGUGAACUUUUCGCCAAAUCAGAAUUCAGUAUUGAACCCGAUGCAGUUGAAAUCAUGGAUGGCACCGAUGAGGGUAUUUUCUCUUGGUUCACGGUGAACUUCUUGCUGGGAAAACUCUCCAAAGCCAAUCAUGCUGCAGCUUUAGAUUUAGGUGGCGGCAGUACACAAGUGACUUUUGCACCAACCGAUCCUGAUCAGCUGCCACUCUAUGAAAAAUACAUGCACGAAGUAAACACAUUGAAUCGACAAAUUGCUGUAUUCACACAUAGUUACUUAGGUUUAGGCUUAAUGGCGGCGCGUCACUCCGUAUUCACGAAGGGUUUCGGUAAAGACGUAACUGCACUGGAAUCAGUUUGCGUAAAUCCUAUUAUCAACAACCGUACAUGGACCUACUCAAAUGUUGAGUAUAAAAUCAGUGGCAAACCAAACCCGAAAUCCACAGCCGAGGAGCCAACCGUAGAUUUCGAACAGUGUUUGGAGGCAGUAAAAACCCAAGUCCUACCAUUGGUAAAACCAAAGCCAUUCUCAUUGAAGCAACACACCGUGGCUGCGUUCAGUUAUUAUUUCGAACGUGCCAUUGAGUCAGGACUUAUUGAUCCCUUCCAGGGUGGUGAGAUCACAGUUGCUGCAUAUCGCAAAAAGGCCGAAGAAAUCUGUAGCAUUGCGAAUGAUGAACAACCGUUCAUGUGCUUUGAUUUGACGUUCAUUUCGACGUUGCUACGUGAGGGAUUCGGCUUAGGUGACAGUAAAAAAAUAAAGCUUUAUAAAAAAAUUGAUGGACAUGAGAUUUCUUGGGCGCUCGGCUGUGCUUACAACGUUUUGACCAGCGAUGAAAAGUAUAAUUCCUAACUCUGAAAUAGUAACUAUAACAAAAUAAGAAAAGAAAAAAAAAAACAAAAACAAAAACACAGGCACAUUCACAGUGUAUUCAAUCAUAUGUAAGUAAUGUGUAGUGCUGAUACAAUUUAAGUGCUAUAUAGUUUGUAGUACUUAAAGAAAAUAUUUCAACAAAACGGUAUGAAGGCAAUGCUAGUUUUAUGGCAGACAGCGUAUGCUUACGAGAAGAAGAUACUCGAGGCUAAUAUGUAUAUAAUAUAUACGUAAAUUAUCAACGACUCAGCGCUACUAAUAAUGAUAUUCAAAACUAAACGUCUUAGUGCCUUAUUAAAUUAAAUUAAAUUAAAUUAUUUUCACUUUAUUGUAUUUGAAAUAGAAAGUCUUUUAACAAAACCGUUUUCUUUUAACUAUAGUUUGAAUGUGUUUGUAUUAUGUUGUUUUUAAGUCACAUAUGUAGCGUUAAACACCAUGUGUUCGCCGUGAAUUUGUAAAUAUGUUCGUGUGGAAUUUCGCUUUAUGAAUUUGUAGCAAUAUUUUAAUAAUGUAAAUAAACUAUGUAAUCAAAGUGUAUAAAACAUUUAAAAUUUUUUUAUGUAUUUAGUACCUUUAUUAGAUGAGAUUGUUUGGGAUUUCCAAAACUGUUUUGUGUACUGUAAAUAUCACCAAAAUUUAAUUGUAAUUUGUUAUAAACAAUGCACUAAUGCUUGAAUGUAUUAUAUUUUAUUCUCUGUAGUUUAUUAGCCCAACUCGAUUGAAAAAUAAAGUAAUUAAUAAAAUAUGCAAAAA
Ceratitis capitata (Mediterranean fruit fly) is the source of this 2636-nucleotide messenger RNA. RefSeq names its product ectonucleoside triphosphate diphosphohydrolase 5. Gene Ontology annotation, biological process: nucleoside diphosphate catabolic process. The record is from RefSeq and is a predicted model, not a curated record. Gene Ontology annotation, molecular function: GDP phosphatase activity; UDP phosphatase activity. The transcript is spliced from 7 exons. Gene Ontology annotation, cellular component: membrane. Bases 471 to 1862 code for a protein of 463 amino acids. Lineage: Eukaryota; Metazoa; Arthropoda; Insecta; Diptera; Tephritidae.